Molecule: messenger RNA, 3005 nt
Organism: Amaranthus tricolor (Joseph's coat)
Lineage: Eukaryota; Viridiplantae; Streptophyta; Magnoliopsida; Caryophyllales; Amaranthaceae
Exons: 3
Coding region: 131-2329 (732 amino acids)
Molecular function (GO): protein binding
Source: RefSeq, a predicted model, not a curated record
AAAAAAAGCUACUACUAUAAUUUUUUUCCAAAGUUAUAUUCUUGCCUCCUUGACUCUGACUCCUGAGUCGUUGAUCACCAAAGAAAUGCUAAGAUAAGAGUAUGCAACAUAAAACAUUCCAAUCCACUCAAUGAACAAUCUAAUUUCUCCACUCAAACAAUCUCAUUUUCUCUUCAAAUUCCCAUCAACUCAAUUAAAAAUCAAAAAACCCAAUUUUAUUUUACAUUAUAAAUGCUUCUUAUACCCUAAGAUCGCCAUUGCCAGCUCAUUCAGAGCUUCUCGUACUCUAACUUCAGCAGCUUCAUACAAUGGCUGGGAUGAUUCAAGAAUCUGGGUUGACUCAGAUGAUUUGGGUGAGUCCAAUAUUUUAAAAAGAUUUCUAAUUACUUUAGGAAUUAAUGAUAAGAAGUAUGCUGUUACAUGUCUAUUAGGUUUUGUUUGUGCUUUAGCAAUUUCUAGGGUUAGGGUUUCAUCAAUCACUGUUUUCCCUGCUUUUGCUAUUGUUUUUGCUGCUGGGUAUUGGUUUGGGUUUGUUAAAAAAAGACCUCAUAAAGAUUUGAGCUCAAAUGGGACUUAUGGGAGUAAGAAAAGGGUAAAAGAUGAUUCUUAUAGGGUUUAUGCUCGAAAAUUAAAGGAAUUAGUGAAAAUUUUUGAUGGGUUUGAUGUUAAAAUUAAUGAUUUGAAGAAUGAUAUUAAGAAUGCAAUUGAAUAUGAAAGGAUUGAUUUGGGUGAUUUGGAGAGUUAUGUGAAUGAUGUUGAGACAUUUGGUGGGUUGAUCUUGAAUGCCAGGAAUCUGGUUGACGAUUGUGUUCAUAGUACAUUGGUUGAGGUACAGGAAAUGAGAAAAAAGCCAAAUCAGAACAAUAUGAAAAAGAAAGAAAAUGGUGAUAAAGGGUUUGACUUGUUCGGAUUUAUGGGACAAUCUGUCGAGGAUAAUCGAGCUGAAUCGAAGUCUAGUAGUACAAACUUUACUAGGAAGAAUAUUUUGUCCAAGGAUGGUGUUGAUCAAAACCGAGCUGCAGAGGCAGCAUUGGAACCGGUAGUAGCUGAGGAUGCCGGGAUUCCAUAUAGGGAAACGGUGAGUGAUAGUAGUAGAAAGAACAAUACAUAUGGUACAAAAAAUGAAACUAAGAGGAUUUUGUCUAGAGGGGAAACUAAUAGAAUGGAAACAUACAUGAAUAAUACUAAAAGCUUUGUUUAUAAUGAUGAGUUUAAUUACCAAAAUGUAAGAUUUUCGAGUGAUAGAAGAUUCAGUUUCAAUAUGCCAUCUCACAAGGAAAUUCGAAAUUGGGUAGUUGAUGAUGGUAUGAGGUGCAAUCCGGAUUUUGAUACCUCCAUGGAAUAUCUUAUAGGGGAGGAAACUUUGAAGAAUCAACGUAUGUUUGAAAGCUCGAGUGAAGCUUACAAGUGCUAUGAAGAACAGGAAAGUGUUGACCAAGGAAGUUUCGGAGCAAGUAUUACUGAAGAGAGGAUGAUUGUAGAAGAUGAACUUUAUUCUAGAAAAAACCAAUCUGAAAUAGAGAAUGACUUAGGUUCCUUAUCUUCAUUGACAAUUUCGAAAGAUUUGUUAUUUGAUAGGUACCUUAGAAAAGCCAAUGAGCUUCUGAAACAAGCGAAAGACUGUUUGAAGGCUAGAAAUAAUGAAACCUAUGCAGAGGAAAGGCUUCGUGAGUCUGCUGAGUUGCUCGGUCGAGCAAUUGCUAUAAAACCUUUGAGUCUCUUGGCUAUAGGACAGUUGGGAAAUACUUACCUUCUUCAUGGGGAGUUAAAACUGAAGAUUGGUAGAGAAUUAAGAAGUCUUCUUUAUGAAACCGCUGAUUUUGGAGUAGAAAGGAGUAAUUUACUCUUUCUAGAGGACACAAAUCCAAGCAAAGAUGGAUUCCAGAAUCGUCUAAGUAGUGUAUGUGAAGAGUGUGAAGCACUUCUUGUAGAAGCAGGAAGGCAAUAUAGGAUGGCUCUAUCAAUUGAUAGAAAUGAUGUACGAGCCUUGUAUAAUUGGGGCCUUGCCCUUUCCUUCCGCGCACAACUGAUUGCUGAUAUCGGUCCGGAUGCAGCUUGUGAUGCUGACAAGUUAUUCUUAGCUGCAAUUGAUAAAUUUAGUGCUAUGAUGUCGAAAAGCAAUUACUAUGCACCAGAAGCAUUGUUCAGAUGGGGUAUGGCCUUGCAGCAAAGAUCUCGCUUGAGACCAAGCAACGACAGAGAUAAGGUGAAAUUGUUACAACAAGCUAAGAGGCUUUACGAGGAUGCUGUCAAAAUGGGCUCCAACAACCUCCAAGUAAGAAAAGCAUUAUCUUCAUGCAUAUCUGAGCUCGCCUUUCCUGACUUAUAAAUCUUCAUUCAAAACAACACAAGCAAAUAGUUAAAUUUCCUUUUAUGACAUUCCCAUCCACCAUUCUUCUUCCUUGAUCUUCAAACUCCGCUAUCAUUAUUUGUCAAGUUCUCCAUUUGAACGUGGUACAUAGGGGCAGAUUGAGGAUACUAGUAUAACGUGAGCCGAACAGUCACCUUUGUAUGUUUGCUGAACCAACUCGAGUACCAUUCUUUUGUGUUGUAAAUUACACAAUUAAACAUUAAUAUGUUUUUAAUCAAAUGCCUUGGGCCAAUGGGCCAUGGCCUAGGCAGACCCGAGCGUAGGUCCCCUUUAGUGAUAUGAAGCUAGAUUCGCUUGAACAGAGCGUCAUAGGGGAUCAACUAUAGUGUAUAGAAUAAGAACAUACUUCGUGUACCGUAACUGCAAUACAAACCAAGUGCUUAUUUAUGCUCGAUGGUAGUGACAUAACACGGUUUACUUCGAUGCAGAAAGAAUUUUCGGGUUAACUAGCUUAUUUUCAUUGUAAUACUGUCAUAUACUGUAUCUAUUACAGAAAACAAUGAGCAAAGAUUUUGCCUCCAUGUUUUAAGUUUGAUAUUACUACAUUUUGUAAUAAGGUGAACCAUACAUUUACAAUGUCUAAUGUUUAUUUUCACAUUGUAGAUUAUGCAAUUCAAUCACUCUUUUUCUUUCA